AUGAAUGCGAGCUUUAGUGAGUAUACAACUGAGACUAUUGAAAGACACAAAUGGUGGCAUCAUCGUCGAGUUAAAAUUAUCUUCAUCACGUUGAUCAUUGUAGCGAUUUUUGCAGUUAUCCUCUUUCUACUAUUAAAAUUUGUUAUUCUUGUUCCAACAAAGGCAGAAAACACCACUGUAUCACCCUCAUUACCAACGGUAAUAAGUACACUAACAACAACCACAUCGACACUACCACAAACAACAACAACAACGACCACAUCGACACUACCACAGACAACAUCAACGACAACCCAGAAGCCAGAAGUUAUCUGUCAAUCACCGUUUGGUCCAAGUAACAUUUUAUACACUGACGGUAGUCCAAAAUUUGUGGCAGCGUGGGAUUUCGACAAUAAUGGCAAACCGGAUCUAAUAGUGAUCAACGCUGAUCAGACCAGUAUCAAUGUACUUCUUAGCAACGAAGAUGGAAGUUUUCAAAAUCAAAUGACGUAUACAGUUGGAUCGGAUCCAUCCGAUGCUACAGUAGGUGAUCUCAACAAUGAUAGGAAAUUGGAUCUAGUAGUGCUCAAUUCUAAGGACAAUAGCAUCAGCGUACUGCUUAAUAACGGAGACGGAAAAUUUCAAGAUCAAAUGACUCAUACAGUUGGCCGUUUUCCAGAAUCUAUUGCUCUAGGUGAUUUCAAUAAUGAUAAUAAGCUAGAUCUGGUAGUGACCCAUUCUUUUGAAAACACCAUACUCGUGCUGUUUGGUAAUGGUGAUGGAACUUUUUCGAAUGAGACUACUUAUAAAAUUGAUUCCCGUUCGAUGUUUGUUGCUAUUGGUGAUUUUAAUAAUGAUGGUAAACUAGACCUAGCAAUGGACAACUAUGAUACUGGUAGAAUCACCGUAGUGCUGGGAAAUGGGAAUGGAACUUUCCAGGCUCCAGUUACGUAUAUAGUUGGCUCUCGUCCAACAUCGUUCGAAGUAGCUGAUUUCAACAAUGAUAGUAAGCUGGAUUUAGCAGUGGUCGACCAACAGGACAACACUAUAAGCGUGCUACUUGGUAACGGAGACGGGACGUUCCGAAAUCAUACAACAUAUUCCACUGGUGCCAGUCCAACAUUUAUUAUAGUUGGAGAUUUCAAUAAUGAUAGUAAGCUAGAUCUAAUAGUGACCAACUAUGAUAGUACAAGCAUAAGCAUAUUUCUUGCUAAUGGGAAUGGAACUUUUCAAAAUCAAAUUACGUAUCAUCUUGGGUUCAGGCCUUUUUCAAUCACGACUGCCGAUUUCAAUAAUGACAACAGACUCGAUUUAGCUGUGGCCAGCAAAGACGGCAGCGUUAUCAACCUGAUAUUUGCCAAUGGACAUGAUACGCUUUGGAAUCAAAUUAACUAUGCAGUUGGCUCUUUCCCACUCUAUUUAGUCGUCGGUGAUUUUAACAAUAACACUAAAUUGGAUCUAGCAGUGACAGAUGCACAGAGUAACGCCAUCAGCGUAUUACUUGCCGAUGGACAUAGAACGUUUCAAAAAGAAACAACAUAUUCGACUGGCACCCGUCCAACGUCAAUCAUAGUCAAUGAUUUCAACAAUGAUAGUAAAUUGGAUCUAGUAGUGGCCAACGGCGGUGACAAUAGCAUAGGCAUAUUUCUCGGGAACGGCAAUGGAACUUUCGAACAUGAAAUUACGUAUGCAGCUGGCACUAGUCCAUUAUCAGUCCGAACCGCCGAUUUCAAUAAUGAUAGUAAACUAGAUCUAGUAGUGACUAACGAUGAAGAAAACGCCAUAAGCAUGCUUUUUGGGAACGGCAACGGGACUUUUAAAAAUCAAAUUAAGUAUAUACUUGGUUCUCAUGCAUAUGGUUCCACAGUAGCCGAUCUCAACAAUGAUAGGAAACCGGACCUGGUAGUGGGCAACUUUUUUGAUGGCACCAUAAGCGUUUUGCUUGGAAAGGGGGAUGGGUCUUUUGGAAAUCAAACUACGUAUACAGUCGGCGCCCUGCCACUUAUUAUUGUAUCAGCUGAUCUCAAUAAUGAUAGCAAACUAGAUCUAAUAGUGAGCAACUCUGAUGAUAACACCAUAAGCAUACUGCAUGGUAAUGGAAACGGAACUUUUCAAAACCAAAUUACGCAUACAGUCGGUUCUCAUCCCUACGGUAUAGCAGUCGCCGAUUUCAACAAUGAUGGUAAGCUGGAUUUAGCGGUCGUCAACGCACGUGACAACACUAUUACCGUGAUGCUUAAUGACGAAGAUGAAACUUUUCAAAAUCAAAUCACGUAUAUGGCUGGUUCCGGUCCAUCCAAUAUCGUAGCAGCUGAUAUCGACAACGAUACGAAACCAGAUUUAGUAGUGGUGAACAGCGGAGAGCAAAGCGUCACUAUUAUUUGGAAUCUAUGUCCGUAG
Messenger RNA from Adineta steineri, 2379 nucleotides. NCBI's taxonomy places the organism in Eukaryota, Metazoa, Rotifera, Eurotatoria, Adinetida, Adinetidae. The record is from the annotation of a GenBank genome assembly.